Brassica napus (rape) is the source of this 3701-nucleotide messenger RNA. RefSeq names its product NAC domain-containing protein 21/22-like. Gene Ontology annotation, biological process: regulation of DNA-templated transcription. The transcript has 3 exons. Gene Ontology annotation, molecular function: DNA binding. The coding region runs from base 2189 to 3232 and encodes 347 amino acids. The record is from RefSeq and is a predicted model, not a curated record. NCBI's taxonomy places the organism in Eukaryota, Viridiplantae, Streptophyta, Magnoliopsida, Brassicales, Brassicaceae.
CUAUAAUAUAUACAAAUCAUAUAACGCUAUCAAUCAACUGUAUCACACAGCCGGUUUAUUCAGAAUCAUACAUAUAUCAAUAACAGUAAACUAUAUUUGGUCUAUCUAAAUCAAAUGAUGGUCUCAUUUUUAAAGAAGAAAGAGUACAGCCGUACAGGACAAGACUUACAAUAUACUCUUUUCUAAAGUAUGAUUAAUUAAUUGGGAUAAUCCAAAUCCAUACAAUAAUUAAUUCUACUUAGCAAGAAAACAAAAAAAAAUGGGGGUUUUGAAAAUAUAUAAUAUAUGUAAAUGAUUUGUUGGAUUUUAUCUCACUUCUUAACUUUUUCUAUUUUUAAAAUCAUCAAGUUUUAUCAAUUAUGAUGUAGAUUUAUCUUUAAAAAUUGAACCCUGCAUCUAAACUCUCCUAAUUUUUAAAAAUAUUAUAUUAUAUUAACUAUUUUAAACAGAGUAAUGCUAUAAUGGUUACAGUAAAACUAAACUAGAAAACGGCUAAACCAGUUUGGAAAAGAAACCCUAAUGCUACAUGGAUUUUGAGUGACCCCAAUCGUUUGCGACCUAAGCUUUCGAAAAACCUCUCACCACCAUCAACAACAUAUUACAUAUAUCUCGAGUAUAAUUAAUUUUUAGUAUAAUUAAUUUUUUAGUGUAAUUUUAAAAAACUAUAGAAAGUUUUUAUUUACUUUGAGUAAAUUUAUAAACUAUUUAGUCUUUUGAAAACAUAAAUGAUAAUUACAUAUUAAAAUAAAUAAUAGCUAAACUUUGGUAAUUAUUAUUUUUAUUAAUAAUAAAGUAUUUUCAUUGAUAAAAAUAUUUUAUGUAUACAUCGUAUAUAUAUCUCCUACGUUUUAUUAUAAAAUAUUUAUAGUCAGAAUUUACCAAUACAACCUAUUAAACUACAUCAAAAUCUCUAUAAUAAAAUAGAUAGUAUAAAUGUACAGUUAUAGUCAAUUAUCUACGAAAUUUAUUUUAGAUACAGUUCAACCAUCUAAAGUCUCUUUUAAGUAACCUGAAAAGUUAAGUUAAAAAUGCGGUGUUGUCCCAAAUUAUCAUGUUAUUCCGUAAUGCUAGAGAGAAAUUCCAACUCGGAUGAGAAGAAGAAUAGAGAAGUUUUUCUUUCUUUUUUAAAUAACUCUGGCGUCAUUAUUAUUAUUUGAGGUAUUUUUACUUACAAUAAAUUUAAUGAUUUUGCCUUGUGUAGGAUGUCUUGCACCUUCAGAGUCAAGGUGCGUUAAUUCUCUGAAAUGAUACAAUUUCAUCAAAUUGAUCGACAAACAAAAAAAUUGUGGUGCCGUCUUUAUGUGUGUCAGUGUGUGUUAUGUAUAUACAGCUUCUAAUAAUUAGGAGAAAAAUAGGAAACAUAACGAAAAAUUAAGUUUUGUCUGUAUACCUCAAUUAUUGCAGGAGUCCCUGAAAUAAAUCCAAGAUUUUCCGAACCAUCACCAAAUGAGCUUUGAUCAAAGUUCACUUUCUUCAGUUUCAUGUUCAUCAUUGGUGGACGCCUUACUCCCACCAGGAGUACAUACCAGUUCGAAAUAUUUUAUAUACUGACGAAUAUAUUGUAAUCGGGCAUACUAUAUAUAGAGUUGACCUGGUAAUUAUUGGUUGAUACUUGGUAGUUGGUACGCAUACAUUUACAUAUUGCCUCUUUAACGUUUUAUAAAAACUGCCUCACGUCACAUAUAUAUAUGCAUCUAUACAUUCGGAUUUUACCGAGUUUUACAUAAAAAUUUAAAUUAUCUAAAGAAAAUGGUUACUAGACAAGAAAAAUAGAAAGGAAAAGUUAGGUUUGUUUUCCUUAAGUGGAUAACAAUGAAACCAAAAGAGAAUAUUUGAUAGUAGUGUCCCAUGAGACAUCUCACAACUAAGAUUUCUUGUAACUUUGUUUUUUCUUGAAACUCCCCACCAUAACUACGUACAUUACACAAGCAUGGAUCCAAUUAAUUUUAUAAUAUUGUAAGACUCUAACUUGUCAUCUUCCAAACCUUAGCUACAUGCAUGUUAUAUAUUAUUCUAUUUCCAUACAUCAAAAUAUGCCAAUUUCUCCCUAGCUAUAAAUAUAUACAUAAUUGAACCUAGACACACCCCUCUCCCCCUUCCUCCUCUUUCUUUGAACCUUUACAUGCCCUCUUGGUAAAAACGUUUUUAGAUUUAAAUAUACAUAGUAAGCUACAGAUUUAUUCACAUAAUGGGUUUGAAAGAUAUUGGGUCCACAUUGCCACCGGGAUUUCGGUUUCACCCAAGCGAUGAAGAGUUGGUUUGUCAUUAUCUCUGCAACAAGAUUAGGGCAAAAUCUCUCCACUGUAAUGUUGAGGAUGACGACGUUGAUGAAGCCUUGCAGGAUGCUACUGAUCUUGUGGAGAUUGACUUGCAUAUUUGUGAGCCGUGGCAGCUCCCUGAUGUGGCAAAGCUGAACGCCAAAGAAUGGUACUUCUUCAGUUUUCGCGAUCGAAAAUAUUGCACUGGUUAUCGUACAAACAGAGCAACAGUAAGUGGAUACUGGAAAGCAACAGGCAAAGAUCGAACUGUAAUUGAUCCACGAACAAGGCAAUUGGUAGGGAUGAGGAAAACACUGGUGUUCUACAGAAAUAGAGCACCGCAUGGGAUCAAAACUACUUGGAUCAUGCACGAGUUCCGUCUUGAGUGUCCUAACAUGCUACCCAAGGAAGACUGGGUCUUGUGCAGAGUGUUCAACAAAGGCAGAGACUUAUCGCUACAAGACAAUAACAAUGAUCACCUGACGCGAAGGUUUGCGGUUAAUGGCGCUCCGGAUCUUAAUUACGCUCCUAAUUACAACAAUCAGUUGCACCCUUUACUAUCAUCCUCUCCUUCAACCACCAUCGACCCUCUACAUCAUCUUGAUCAGUGGGGGCAGCUAAUGAAGCAGCCUUCAAGGACUACUGACCAUCCCUAUCAUCACCAUUGUAAACAUCAAACCAUAGCAUGUGGCUGGGAGCAGAUGAUGGGUUCGAUGUCAUCAUCGUCGACACAUGGCCAUGAUCACGAGUCCUUGCUAAAUUUGCUUUACGCCGACAAUAACAACAAUAUCAACGUCACUGAUGAUCAGUACAUUCAGAACUACGAGAAGAUAUUGUUCCCAUCAGACUCAACUAGUUUGGAUCAUGAUAAGAUAUGUAUGGGGACAUCAUCCGAUGGUGGUAUGGUCUCUAAUCCUCGCAUGGAAUGUGGCGGCUUAAGUUUUGAGACUGACAACCCCCUCUCUUUCCAUUGAAACAUACUACACAAUUGCAUAUAUCCGCCGAUUUGUUGAUUCGCAAAAUAUUUUAAAAGAAAUUUUAUAUAAUGAUAAUAUGUAAUAAUAAUGUGAUAAAUAUAUGAUCUUAUUCUCCUUAUCAUAUUUCCGUUCCUUUUGCUCUUAUUUUGCGCUUUCAGUUUAAAGAAGAAUUUUCUCCCUUUUUUAUGUUUUCUGUUAAUAAAAAAAUUCAAAAUUAAAUAUAAUCUAAGGACAUGAUUAAUGAGGGAGUUCUUAAGAUAUUUAAGAACUGAUUCUUAGUUUUUAGUUAAAAGUUAAGAGACGAGUUCUUAUAUUCCACUAAAAACUUCAUCUUAAGAACUCUCCAUUAAUCAUGCUGUUAGGAUAUCUCCUAUUAAAAGAUUAUUAUUUUUGGUAAAAAAAAAUCUAGUAAAAAACCUUUAGAGCAUAUUUAUUGCAGAUCUCUUAGAUUGAGAUUCUUAGCGUA